Talaromyces stipitatus ATCC 10500 is the source of this 1158-nucleotide messenger RNA. Its product is annotated as phytanoyl-CoA dioxygenase family protein. The transcript is spliced from 2 exons. Bases 1 to 1158 code for a protein of 385 amino acids. Lineage: Eukaryota; Fungi; Ascomycota; Eurotiomycetes; Eurotiales; Trichocomaceae. The record is from RefSeq and is a predicted model, not a curated record.
AUGAAAGAGUCGAGUAAAAACAGCGAGGGAAUGCUCGUAUUUAUAGAUGCUGGCGUUCGGGCGGCCGCUAAACCGCAACAGACUGCACCAAACCUAGAACGGACGACACUAAACGGGAAGCGGAAAACGGCCCCGCUUGCACCAGGACGAAUUUUAUUUUAUAGAAACCCUGUUGACAUGCCAGGGACUAUCGUCAAUGAGCAGGGGCUUACUCCUGAACAGCUCGAAUUCUUCAAUGAGAAUGGCUUUCUAGUCAUCCCACAGUACCUAUCUCCAGAAGAGAUUCAGUCGCUCCUCACAACCACCAAUGAUCUACUGGAGAACUUUGAACUCUCGACUCACCCAAUGACUCGCUUCACAACCGGUGACGAUGGGGAAGCCGAAGGCGAUGAAAAGGCCAAACACGUUGGAGACAAUUACUUUCUCUCCUCCGGCGACAAGAUCCAUUUCUUUUUCGAGCCUGACGCAGUUGCGCCACCUGAUGACACCGCACAAGAUAAGACGCCCAAGUUAUUGAAACCGAAGCAUCUUGCAAUCAACAAGAUUGGUCAUGCUUUACAUAGCAAAUCGCCACCAUUUCAGAAGAUUACAAUCUCCAAACGAAAUGCGGCUAUCGCACAGUCACUGGGUUUCAAGGAUCCGAGAUGCCUGCAGAGCAUGGUGAUCUGCAAGCAGCCCAGCAUCGGUGGGCCGGUACCGGCACAUCGGGACUCUGAAUUCUUAUAUACCUCACCUCCGUCUGCAGUUGGGUAUUGGGUUGCGCUUCAAGACGCGACACCCGGAAAUGCAUCCUUGGGUAUGUGGAAAGGCUCACAUAAGGGGAAUAAAGGUGGUCAUAUCCGUCGGCGAUUUGUUCGCGCUCCAGAAGGCGGUACAACAUUUGUGACCAAUGAUGGACCAAGUCUACCACUAGGCAAGGAAGAGGAGGCAUCGGGACAGGAAGAAGAUAAGGACUUUGAAAUUCUGGAUGUCAAAGCUGGAGAUUUGGUGCUUAUUCAUGGUAAUGUGUUGCACAAGAGUGAGAAGAAUACGAGUGAUAGGAGUCGAUAUGCCUAUACCUUUCAUGUCAUUGAAGGGGCUGAGGGAUGGAUUUACGACGAGCGAAACUGGUUACAGCCGCCGAAGGAAGGCUUUUCACGGUUGAAUGAUGCUUUGUAA